Acomys russatus (golden spiny mouse) is the source of this 3333-nucleotide messenger RNA. RefSeq names its product neuroligin 3 (gene Nlgn3). The record is from RefSeq and is a predicted model, not a curated record. Bases 354 to 2900 code for a protein of 848 amino acids. Gene Ontology annotation, cellular component: synapse; cell surface; postsynaptic specialization membrane. The transcript has 8 exons. Gene Ontology annotation, biological process: modulation of chemical synaptic transmission; neuron cell-cell adhesion; presynaptic membrane assembly. Gene Ontology annotation, molecular function: neurexin family protein binding; signaling receptor activity. NCBI's taxonomy places the organism in Eukaryota, Metazoa, Chordata, Mammalia, Rodentia, Muridae.
CCGGGCACGCGCAGCGCGCCCCCUUGGUGCGCGGGCACAGCAGCCAGGCUGCCGGAGAGCUGAUCUCGGGGAUUCGGGUGCGGAGCCCUUGGCCUGGAGGCGAUAUGGGUGGUCCGUGGCCGGGUUCAGUCGUUUGCAGCCGCCUAGGGAACAGGCCUGUCUGGCCCUAAGGGAGCCCUCUUUGGAAGUGGUGGUGCUCAGAAGACCUGCUCUCUGCGCUGCUGGGCACCUGUAGGUGUCCCUCGAGAGCUCAGUUUUGAGGUUCAAGUCAGUGUGGCCAUGAAGGGGCUGCCUAUUUGGCUGAUGCUGUGACCCCGGAGUCUGCCUCUCCUGCCAGUCCCCCUGCCCGGAACAUGUGGCUGCAGCUUGGCCUGCCCUCGCUGUCCCUGAGCCCCACGCCCACAGUUGGCCGGAGCCUGUGCCUCACCCUGUGGUUCCUCAGCUUGGUGCUGAGGGCCAGUACCCAGGCCCCAGCACCCACAGUCAAUACUCACUUUGGGAAGCUAAGGGGUGCCAGAGUACCAUUGCCCAGUGAGAUCCUGGGUCCUGUGGACCAAUACCUGGGGGUACCCUACGCAGCUCCCCCGAUCGGCGAGAAACGUUUCCUGCCCCCUGAACCACCCCCAUCUUGGUCGGGCAUCCGGAACGCCACACACUUUCCCCCAGUGUGCCCCCAGAACAUCCACACAGCUGUACCCGAAGUCAUGCUGCCAGUCUGGUUCACUGCCAACUUGGAUAUCGUUGCUACUUACAUCCAGGAGCCCAACGAAGACUGCCUCUAUCUGAAUGUCUAUGUGCCCACGGAAGAUGUAAAGCGGAUUUCCAAGGAAUGCGCCCGAAAGCCCAACAAGAAAAUUUGUAGGAAAGGAGGAUCCGGCGCUAAGAAACAGGGCGAGGACUUAGCGGAUAAUGACGGGGAUGAAGAUGAAGACAUCCGGGACAGUGGUGCUAAGCCUGUCAUGGUCUACAUCCACGGAGGCUCUUACAUGGAAGGGACAGGCAACAUGAUUGAUGGCAGCGUUCUUGCAAGUUACGGCAACGUCAUCGUCAUCACCCUCAACUACCGGGUCGGGGUGCUAGGUUUCCUGAGCACUGGGGAUCAGGCUGCCAAGGGCAACUAUGGGCUCCUUGACCAAAUCCAGGCCCUCCGCUGGGUGAGUGAGAAUAUUGCCUUCUUUGGAGGAGAUCCCCGUCGAAUUACUGUCUUUGGCUCCGGCAUUGGUGCAUCCUGUGUCAGCCUCCUCACACUGUCUCAUCAUUCUGAGGGGCUUUUCCAGCGGGCCAUCAUCCAAAGUGGCUCUGCUCUGUCUAGCUGGGCUGUGAACUACCAACCAGUGAAGUACACCAGCUUGCUGGCAGACAAAGUGGGCUGUAACGUGCUGGACACCGUGGAUAUGGUGGAUUGUCUUCGACAAAAGAGCGCCAAGGAGCUUGUAGAGCAAGACAUUCAGCCAGCCCGCUACCAUGUGGCUUUUGGCCCUGUGAUUGAUGGUGAUGUCAUUCCCGAUGACCCUGAGAUCCUUAUGGAACAGGGAGAGUUUCUCAACUAUGAUAUCAUGCUAGGUGUCAACCAGGGUGAGGGUCUCAAGUUUGUGGAAGGGGUGGUGGACCCCGAGGAUGGUGUCUCGGGCACUGACUUUGACUACUCGGUCUCCAAUUUUGUGGACAAUCUGUAUGGCUAUCCUGAGGGUAAGGAUACCCUGCGGGAGACCAUCAAGUUCAUGUACACAGACUGGGCAGACCGUGACAACCCUGAGACCCGCCGUAAAACGCUGGUGGCACUCUUCACUGACCACCAGUGGGUGGAGCCUUCAGUGGUGACAGCUGAUCUGCAUGCCCGCUACGGCUCACCUACCUACUUCUAUGCCUUCUACCAUCACUGCCAGAGCCUCAUGAAACCCGCAUGGUCAGAUGCAGCUCAUGGGGAUGAAGUGCCCUAUGUUUUCGGUGUCCCUAUGGUAGGUCCCACUGACCUUUUCCCUUGCAACUUCUCCAAGAAUGAUGUCAUGCUCAGUGCUGUUGUUAUGACCUAUUGGACCAACUUUGCCAAGACCGGGGAUCCCAACAAGCCGGUACCCCAGGAUACCAAGUUCAUUCACACCAAGGCCAACCGCUUUGAGGAAGUGGCCUGGUCCAAAUACAAUCCCCGAGACCAGCUCUAUCUCCACAUCGGGCUGAAACCAAGGGUUCGGGAUCAUUACCGAGCCACCAAGGUAGCCUUCUGGAAACACCUGGUGCCCCACCUGUACAACCUGCACGACAUGUUCCACUACACAUCCACGACCACCAAAGUGCCGCCCCCGGACACCACCCAUAGCUCCCACAUCACCCGUAGGCCCAACGGCAAGACCUGGAGCACCAAGCGGCCAGCCAUCUCACCUGCCUACAGCAAUGAGAAUGCCCCUGGGUCCUGGAACGGAGACCAGGAUGCAGGGCCACUCCUGGUCGAGAAUCCCCGAGACUACUCCACUGAACUAAGUGUCACCAUCGCUGUGGGGGCCUCCCUCUUGUUUCUCAAUGUGUUGGCCUUUGCUGCCCUCUAUUACCGGAAGGACAAACGACGACAGGAGCCCCUGAGGCAGCCCAGCCCCCAGAGGGGAACUGGUGCCCCUGAAUUGGGAACUGCUCCAGAGGAGGAGCUGGCGGCAUUACAGUUGGGUCCCACUCACCAUGAGUGUGAGGCUGGCCCCCCACAUGACACACUACGCCUCACAGCAUUGCCCGACUAUACCCUGACCCUGCGGCGCUCCCCUGAUGACAUCCCACUCAUGACUCCCAACACCAUAACUAUGAUUCCCAACUCCCUGGUUGGGUUGCAGACCUUGCACCCCUAUAACACCUUUGCCGCAGGGUUCAAUAGUACUGGGCUGCCCCACUCACACUCCACUACCCGUGUAUAGCUCUAGCGCAGAGCACAACCCAUCUCCCAGCUCCCUCCCUUCCAGACCCACAAACACACAUGCACACACAUACACAUAUAUGUACACGCACGCACCCACACCCUACAGCAGACCCAUCUGCACAAACACAGACAGAUGUGGACAUGCACCCGCAUGUACAAAAACACAAAGCAGAAGUGAAUCUGAACAGGCCCUUCAAAUGGGGACACAUAUGAGUCCUUGGUACCAAGGGCCCAUGGGAAUAGCAGCUGGAGCCAGCUCCCUGAGCCCGACCAUAGACACUCCUGGGGCCCUGGAAGCCACAGCCGGACACUCCCUUGGUGCUCGCCUUCUCGGAACUGCACCGUCUACCAACUGCAGACUUGGGAGCUUUAAAGAGCUCUUCCUCCCCCAGACUUGGUCUUUUCUCUGGGUCUUGUUUUUGUUGAUUUUU